GGCGACGCUCGCGCCGAGGCCGCCGGAUGUCGGUGACUCGGCCCUUCUUUCCUCCGCGCCGCCGGAUGUGGAGAAGGCUAGAUUUCCGGUACCGGGCGGCGCACGUGUCUCUUUUUCGGGUGGUCCAGCUCGCCAAAAUGAAGUUCAAUCCGUUCGUGACCUCAGACCGAAGCAAGAACCGCAAGAGGCACUUCAACGCGCCCUCGCACAUCCGGCGCAAGAUCAUGUCGUCCCCGCUGUCCAAGGAGCUCAGGCAGAAGUACAACGUCCGCUCGAUGCCCAUCCGGAAGGACGACGAGGUCCAGGUGGUUCGUGGACACUACAAAGGUCAACAAAUUGGCAAGGUAGUCCAGGUUUACAGAAAGAAAUAUGUCAUCUACAUUGAACGUGUGCAACGAGAAAAAGCUAAUGGCACGACUGUCCAUGUGGGAAUUCACCCUAGUAAGGUAGUUAUCACCAGACUAAAACUGGACAAAGAUCGCAAAAAGAUUCUUGAACGUAAAGCCAAAUCCCGACAAGUUGGAAAGGAGAAGGGCAAAUAUAAAGAAGAAACCAUUGAAAAGAUGCAAGAAUAAAAUGGUCUGUUGUACAGUUGUUAUUAAAAAUGAAAAUUGAA
Messenger RNA from Trichosurus vulpecula (common brushtail), 616 nucleotides. RefSeq names its product ribosomal protein L26 like 1 (gene RPL26L1). Lineage: Eukaryota; Metazoa; Chordata; Mammalia; Diprotodontia; Phalangeridae. Bases 27 to 575 code for a protein of 182 amino acids. Gene Ontology annotation, molecular function: structural constituent of ribosome; RNA binding. The transcript is spliced from 4 exons. Gene Ontology annotation, biological process: cytoplasmic translation; ribosomal large subunit biogenesis. Gene Ontology annotation, cellular component: ribosome; cytosolic large ribosomal subunit. The record is from RefSeq and is a predicted model, not a curated record.